Molecule: messenger RNA, 712 nt
Organism: Drosophila arizonae
Lineage: Eukaryota; Metazoa; Arthropoda; Insecta; Diptera; Drosophilidae
Cellular component (GO): nucleus
Molecular function (GO): zinc ion binding
Source: RefSeq, a predicted model, not a curated record
GGCCUGUGUAUACCUAUUGAUUAUGGAACAGCUGUGAAUAAAACUAUUAGACGGUCGCUUACGAAUUUCUCAUUUGCGCGGAAAUUAAAAAUUUAAUAUGAUACAACCGAAAUCAGCAAGAGCUGUGAUGAACAACAAGCAAAAACAAACAUGGGUAAUGAUACCCAAAGGUACAGCAAUGCAUCAGUUGACGUUCCUGCAAAAAGGAUACCUCAAGUAAAAAACAAAAGGAUAUAUAAAUCCAAAGAAGCCAAAACGUGGAUCUGUGAACAGUGCGGUGGGGAAUUUAAAUGUUCCACAUAUUUAAAAUUGCAUAUGUUGCGCCACACUGGAACUAAGAAAUUUGAAUGUGACAUUUGUAAGAGGGGAUACUAUACUAAGAACGAGAUGGAGCGCCAUAAAAUUUUACAUACCAAUGCUAGACCAUACGCCUGUCGUUUCUGUGAUAAAACCUUUCGAGGCACUAGUAGUAAGACAGUUCACGAAAGAACACAUACAAACGAGCGACCAUUUGUUUGCCAGUACUGUGAUAAAGCCUUCAGGUCUACUUCGGUACGGAAAAUGCAUGAACGUGUGCACGUUAAUCAACGAAACUAUCACUGUGAGCCGUGCGACCAAUGGUUUUUACGACCUUCACAUUUAUUAUUACAUCAACAAACCAAGCUUCAUAAAAAUAAAACCUCAAGCGGAUAGAUUUGUUUUUGCAUACAUA